AUGCCACAAUCCAGUUUGGCAACCAACUCUUCAAAAUGAAAAUUUUUGUUGUAUCCUUAUUUGUGCUAUUUGCAAUUUACCAAGCUCAUGCAAGUGGGUUAAUUAGUGAUUUGGCUGAAAAUCAAAUCCCUGAUGCUGAAACUGAAUCAAUUGAUUUAAAUGAACGUGAAAUUGAUGAAGAAUUGGAAAAUGAACUAGCCAAGAGAGGAGUAAUGAAAUGGAUCACCAAACUCUUCAGCAGCAAAAAAGGUAUCAGUAAAGCUCAAUGUGGACUUUGUGCUGUUGCCCCAGCAACCAAAAGAUGCCAAAGAGUCAAAAAAUUGUGCCUGAUGAAACAUAAAAUUAUCAUUCCUUAUAGAAAAGUUUGAACAAUAAUAUAUGUCAAUAAAAUUGAGAUUUGAAUAAAUAUUAUCAAGCAUAUUAAAAAAAAUAGUGUUA
Molecule: messenger RNA, 438 nt
Organism: Dimorphilus gyrociliatus
Lineage: Eukaryota; Metazoa; Annelida; Polychaeta; Dinophilidae
Source: the annotation of a GenBank genome assembly